Rhipicephalus sanguineus (brown dog tick) is the source of this 3430-nucleotide messenger RNA. RefSeq names its product fatty acyl-CoA reductase 1. Gene Ontology annotation, molecular function: alcohol-forming very long-chain fatty acyl-CoA reductase (NADP+) activity. Gene Ontology annotation, cellular component: peroxisome. The coding region runs from base 127 to 1755 and encodes 542 amino acids. The transcript is spliced from 12 exons. Gene Ontology annotation, biological process: long-chain fatty-acyl-CoA metabolic process. NCBI's taxonomy places the organism in Eukaryota, Metazoa, Arthropoda, Arachnida, Ixodida, Ixodidae. The record is from RefSeq and is a predicted model, not a curated record.
CAACACAUGACUGGUUCACAUAGGGCUAGUAUCAGGAGGAAAGCGGAAACAACAGUACUAUUAUCGCAGCGGCGCCAUCUCGAUGUAACCUGGUCAACUUGAAAGCAGCGCAUCGGAAAAGGACGGAUGGAGCUCAGGAUGGCAUCUAUGGAUAAACCUUUUAUACCCGAUUUUUACAAGGAUAAGGACAUUUUUAUAACUGGAGCAACCGGGUUUAUGGGAAAGGUGCUCCUGGAGAAGCUACUCCGAUCAUGUGGUGGUCUGCGCCGAAUAUUUGUCCUGAUGCGUGCCAAAGGAGGAGCGUCGCCCCAAGCCCGCCUCGACGAAUUACUCGAUUCAGAAAUAUUCCACGCUCUGCGCUGUUCCGAUUCACACUUCGCGCGAGGCAAGGUGAUCGCCGUGGAAGGGGACCUCACCCUGCCGGAACUUGGUCUCAGCGCCGAACACCGCAGAGCGUUGCUGGACAACGUCGACAUCGUCUUCCAUUCGGCCGCCAUUGUCAAGUUCGACGAACCACUGAAGAGUUCCAUUGACAUGAACGUUCUAGGCACAAGGAGACUGCUGCAGCUCUGUCAGGGCAUGAGCAAGCUAAAGGCCCUGGUGCACGUGUCGACGGCGUACUGCAACUGCGACAAGGAGGAGGUGGCGGAGGUCAUAUACCCGCCGCCUUUCGACCCGCAGAACGUCAUCGAUGCGGUCAGCUGGAUGGACGAUCCGCUGGUGGAGGCCAUCACGCCCAAGUUGCUGGGCAGCCGGCCCAACAUGUACACCUUCACCAAGGCCCUGGCCGAGACAUUGGUGGCCGACGAGAGGGGAUCCCUGCCUGUGGCCAUCGUCAGGCCAUCCAUCGUCACAGCCGCCUGGCAGGAACCCAUACCGGGCUGGAUUGACAAUAUCAACGGACCCACUGGCCUUCUUGUAGCAUCCGGCAAAGGUCUCCUCCGAUCUAUGGUGGCAGACACGGAAAAGGCAGCCGACUUCGUACCCGUGGACGUGGUCAUCAACACUAUGAUCAUCGUAGCUUGGCACACUGCAAUGCACAGGCCGGACAAGGUCGCAGUGUACCACGUGGCGUCGGGCACCCUACGCAAGCUGACGUGGGGCGACAUCGAGACAAUCGCGUACCCACUCCUUCUCUGGCACCCGAUGCCGCACGCUGUUCGGCACCCGGGCGGCAGCUUCAAGAAGAGCCGUUUCCUGAACGUGCUCUCCAUGUUCUUCGAGCACCGGUGCCCCGCCGUGAUUUUCGACGCCUACCUGUGGCUCUCCGGAAGGAAGCCCAAGAUGCUCCGCCUGUUCAACAAGCUCUACAAGGUGAUGGUCUCCCUCGAGUACUUCACCACCCAUGAGUGGCGAUUCCACUGCGGGAACUUGCUGGCACUCCUGCAGGAAAUAUCACCCGCAGACCGAAAGACGUUCUGUGCGGACCUCCGACUGCUGGAUUGGGGUAACUACUUCAAGGAUUACGUGGUGGGUACACGAAAGUUCGUGCUCAAGGAGGACCCUUCCACCGUGCCGGAGGGACGAAACGCGCUGCGCAGGCUGUACAUCUACCAGCAGCUGCUGUACGCCGCGCUCAUCGCUCUCGCCUGGCGUCUCAUCAUGCUCAAGUCCAAGUCGGCGUGUCGCCUCUGGCACGGCCUCGUCUCGCUCUUCCUGCCCCUGCUGAGCCUCGUGUCGUCUGCGUUCGGGCUGCCAUACCCGGAAGACGCGUCGCCGCACCCCGCGCCUUCUUCUACCGGCGUCAGGCCGUAAAACGCUACACUCACAUUAAAUGUCAUUGGCGUAGCGCAUCCGUGACUGGCCGAAGAGCGACACAAACAAACAACGUGCUAACUUUGACCGACACAUCUAUUUCGUCACCUACGCCAUACAUUUGCGGAGAGUACAGUCAUCUACACUACUAACAAGAACGAGUUCGUUCCUUUAAGUUUAUGCUUGGUUUUGUGGGAGCCCAAAAGCGAGAAAUGGCGCUAGGACAGCUAAAACGCUAUCGUAACGGACAGACGAAGAUGGAAACGCUCUAGUAACAAUGGAGGAGAUCAUCACGGAAGAAAGGGAGCCUUGAAAGAAUAGUCGCGUGACACUACUGAACCCCACAGACAUAAAAAAAGACAAAGACAAACGCAUUGUAAAACGGCCCUUACCUCGUCAUUAACUCGGCCAGUAAGCUACAACGGUGUCCAAGGCGUCCUAACUAUUCCUCUAGCAAAUAUAUUUCACGCCUUAUUUUUUAAAGCUUCGAAUCAUUUGUUCUUUUUCUAGUCGCUAUUACAUCGCCAGUUCCCUUAGUCGCGGCUCAUAGCAUUGGGCCGGCAGUAUCUCCGCAAUGUGAACCGUGACAGUCACAGACAUUUCUAGUCACAACACAAUUUUAUAUUUCGUACGGGAGGCAAUCGUACCGUGAACACGAGCCUAUCGUAUACCUGCGGCACGAAUUUACGUUUUAUGUAAGCGCACUGUGGUUGUAACACAAGGCGUAUGUGCGUUUUCUUCUUCUUCAAACAUUGCCUGCAAAGCUAUAAAGGCGGGUCGUUGUACUUAUUCCUUCCUUGUUCGACCACUGUUAUUCACUUCAAACAUCUACGUUUCCGUGAACCUCGGCAUCGCUCAUUUUCUGUUAGUUUGCUUCCUCUGUAGCUUUUUCCGAUAGUUACAACAAAAAAUGGAGCCACGUCGCCGAAGAAGGAAAAAAAAAACGACAAGCCUAACAAUGCAAACUUUGACACGCAAUACUGAGGGAAACGUAGUACACAUGCGAUAUUUAACUGUAUAGCGAUCAUUCGGGCUCGUUACAAAAUAACCGAUGCAAUUUUUCUAACAAAUGAAGUGGUUUCCAAUUUUGCGAUCUGCAACUGUCUUUACCCUCGGGUUCGGACACAAUUUUCUAGGCACAAUUUUCUGAAAGUCAUCGCCCAUAGUAAUACCACCAGCAGUAUAUAACUUCGAGCAGUUUUCUUUUUGUUGUCGUUGUUUUGCACAUAUGUUUCCGUCAAGCUGUAGCAAGCCACAAACACGCAGAAGUAUUGCCGGCCUCUAAAAACGAAAGUUGGGGCAAUUUUUCUUUCUGAGACUAUACUAUAGAGGCCGACUGCAAUAAGAAGUCAGCAAGUGAAAACUGACGCCUUGGUAACUCAGCGCGUACUUCUGUUGAAAAAACGGGGCCAACGGACGAGAUCAAUGACAAAACCGGCAAACACACUCCUGUGGUUGUUCGGAUAACUUUCUAUCCUUUCGUUGUCAAAAAAAAUAAAAAGAAAGACUGAUUUACAUGAAGUUAUGCGAUGAAAUUUGUAAUUUUUAUCUCUGUCAGCUUUUCUUUCUCCCUGCUGUAUCUGUGUGUUGUGUUGCAGUGAAUGUUUCAUUGUGCCACUGUAGGCAUGUCUUAUUGUAUUUGUACGCGUGUUUCAUUAAAAGCUUGCACUGCGAA